UCAACGGCCAACUCGACCAUCACGAUGUAUCAACAUCCUGCUGCAGCACUCUCAGAAGAUUUUCAUGACAGUAUGGAAGUUGAGCAAGCUCUACGUGGCGAUCACCAGCCCAGCAUGCCUCAUGAUUCUUAUUCGCAACCGCAAUACCAGCCAGGUCAAUAUCUCGAAACCAUACAUACCGGGGAAACUCUUCAGCUAGAACAACCAUCGCCACCAAGGAAAAAUUUUGACCCACGGUUAGCGUGGCCACAGAACCCCUCGCAUGAGUCGUUAUCUUAUUCGGACACUUGCGCACAGUCCUAUCCCUCUUACGACUCUCAUGACUCUCAUGCCUCCCGUCACUACGAGGGAACUGUUGAUCCAUUUAAUUAUGACGCAGAGGCCUAUACUUCUGGGGCCAAUUUGCACUCAUAUCCCCGUUCAAGAUCUCCGACACCCGCCGUCGACGACGAAGAUUACUACAUUAUCGAAAAUAACAGUUUUCACUAUACUGGGGCUCAACGCGUUUAUUCAAACUCAGAGAAGGAGGUCCUCAGUGGAUCGGAUAUACAUUACAACUACUAUGACCCACCUCCAUCGCAUUCGUUUGAGGAAAUGGACGUUUCUCAAUCACCCCAGCCAUCUGGUCAAGUAGAAACGCGUCAUUUCGGUUCCGCCCCCGCUGGAAGGGUUGCACGGAGACACAAUAGGAAGAAGGCAGUGAGGCUCAAAGAUGGGAAGAUCUUCUCGGAAGCCUUGCCUAUUCCAGAUAGGCUGGUGUUGCCACGGAAAGGAGAACUAGAGAUGAUGGAAACACAGUACACGGCAGUAACAUGUGACCCUGAUCACUUUGAGGCGGAAGGGUUUGUUUUGAGGCAGACUUACUUGGGUAGGAGAACAGAGUUGCUGAUUGUCAUCACGAUGUACAACGAAGACGAAAUUCUCUUUUGCCGUACACUAUACGGUGUCAUGAAAAAUAUACAACAUCUCUGCACACGUAAAAAUUCGCAGACCUGGGGUGCAGACGCGUGGAAAAAGGUUGUAGUGUGUAUUGUCGCGGACGGUCGAUUCAAAGUUCAUCCAAGGGUUCUUGACUGCCUUGCACUUCUUGGAGUGUAUCAACUUGGGCCUAUGAAGAACACCGUUUUAGAAAGGGAAGUCGUGGCACAUCUAUUCGAAUACACCACUUCAUUCGGCCUCGAUCCCAACUUACAUUUCAAAUACCCCGACAAGGGAAUCGUGCCUACACAAGUUAUCUUCUGCAUAAAAGAGAAGAAUCAGAAGAAGAUCAAUAGUCAUCGGUGGGCGUUCAAUGCUUUUGCGAGACAACUUCAGCCCAAUGUCUGUAUACUUCUCGACGUUGGCACACGACCAGGCCCGAAGAGCAUCUACAGAUUGUGGAAAGUUUUCGAUACACACUCAAACGUGGCUGGCGCGUGCGGCGAGAUAUCCACUUAUAAAGGCAAAAACUGGUCGCUUCUCCUCAAUCCCUUAGUCGCCGCUCAGAACUUUGAAUACAAGAUAAGUAGCAUACUGGACAAACCAACCGAGAGUUUAUUUGGUUAUAUUAGUGUCUUGCCUGGAGCGUUCUCAGCGUACAGGUACAUCGCCCUUCAAAACGACGAGAAAGGCAUUGGUCCACUCGCUUCUUACUUCAAGGGUGAAGUUUUACAUGGACGUGAUACGGAUAUAUUCACCUCCAACAUGUAUCUCGCGGAGGAUCGUAUCUUGUGUUUUGAACUUGUAGCUAAAGCCAACGCGGAUUGGGUUCUCAAAUAUGUCAAGGGAGCAGUGGGGGAAACUGAUGUUCCGGACGCUCUACCAGAAUUCAUCGGUCAGAGAAGAAGAUGGUUGAACGGGUCAUUCUUCGCCGCAACCUACGCCAUAGCACACGCUGGUAAAAUUCUUCGUUCAGGGCACAGCGUCACCCGCAAAUUCAUGCUCAUGGUCGAAACGGUCUAUAACACGAUAAAUUUAUGUUUCGCUUGGUUUGGCAUUGGAAAUUUCUAUUUGUUCUUUGUUGUAUUAACAUCAUCUCUGGAAUCUCCGUCCUUCAAAUUACAGGGAAUAGAAUAUCUCAACACAAUUCUACAGUAUGCCUUGGUUUUAAUGAUCGCAGCUUGUUUCCUGUUCUGUAUGGGAAAUAAGCCUCGAGCCUCGAUUUGGAAAUACAAAUUCACCGUCAUCUUUUUUAGUAUCUUGAUGAUGUACAUGGCAUUCGCUUCUGUGAUGUGCGCUAUAGUGGCUACGGAACAAGGAGGAGCAGCCAACUCUGCGAUGUUGUACAGUGUUAUCAUAACAUACGGAAUGUAUGCAACUGCCAGUAUCCUUGCCCUCGAUCCAUGGCAUAUGAUUACGAGCUUUGUGAGCUACAUCCUGUUGUCUCCAACUUAUAUCAACGUGCUGAACAUCUAUGCCUUUUCCAACCUCGACGAUAUUUCGUGGGGAACUAAACAAGACUCCGUUGUUGAACAUGAUCUGGGAGCAGUUGUUCAAAAUGUUGGGUCCCGCGUUGUCAAUGCUGAGUUUCCGGAAACGAUGCCAGACGCAAAUACACUAUAUGAAAAUGCGAUAACGAACCUGCGGAAGCGAAACGCCCCUUCUCCGAAGAAAGGAAAGGGUCAAAUGCCCGUCGAAAAGGCUCGACUGACCAGUAAUGCAGAGAAAGAACAAGCAGCGAAGGACUAUUACGCUAAUGUGCGAACCAAUGUUUUACUUGCAUGGGUGAUCUCAAACGUUCUUCUUAUUGUAGUCAUCCUCAAGGGUGCAGAGCCUUCGGGGACUUUCGACCAAGCAGAAUCUUUCAAUCGUACUAAGGGAUACCUCAUAUUUAUUCUCGUUUUCACCACGCUGAGUAACUUGACUCGGUUUUGUGGAUCUACACUAUACCUGUUUGUCAGACUGAUAGCGGGCUAGAGUAGGACGUUCCUUCAUUCAUGCUUUCAGAUGGAUACUAUCUAUCGCACGAUCCAUGCUACUACUUUAUUUGUCAAUAUGUGGUUCCCCUCGCCCAUAAUACGUUUUCGCCCGGGGGACCUCUCGACCCAAACAUUUCUCCCA
Molecule: messenger RNA, 3039 nt
Organism: Marasmius oreades (fairy-ring Marasmius)
Lineage: Eukaryota; Fungi; Basidiomycota; Agaricomycetes; Agaricales; Marasmiaceae
Exons: 19
Coding region: 25-2895 (956 amino acids)
Cellular component (GO): cell septum; cell periphery
Molecular function (GO): chitin synthase activity
Source: RefSeq, a predicted model, not a curated record